This is a messenger RNA of Clupea harengus (Atlantic herring), 1833 nucleotides long. RefSeq names its product myogenin (gene myog). Gene Ontology annotation, molecular function: RNA polymerase II cis-regulatory region sequence-specific DNA binding; DNA-binding transcription factor activity, RNA polymerase II-specific; protein dimerization activity. The record is from RefSeq and is a predicted model, not a curated record. NCBI's taxonomy places the organism in Eukaryota, Metazoa, Chordata, Actinopteri, Clupeiformes, Clupeidae. Gene Ontology annotation, biological process: skeletal muscle cell differentiation; muscle organ development; positive regulation of skeletal muscle fiber development.
UCUUCCUGAUUUCCAUGUCUCCCGAGAUCACAUUCCCUGACGGUCCGCCGCGGCCCGACGCUGCUCCCUGGGCCGGACUGCCGUGAAUCCCCCAGAGAAUAGGGAAGGAACAGAGACAUGAAGUGUGUGUGUGGGGCUCAGGUUUCUGUGGGGCUCGUGCUAUAUUUAACAGUGCAGUGAUCUCGCUGUGGCCAGAGGCUUUAAAUGCCACCCCGACAGUUGGUGGGGAACAGUUGUUCUUCUCCAGCACGAGCUCGGGGAGGGGACAGCGCUCACACUCACACUCACACUCCCACAGACGCAUACACUCCAACACUCCAGCAGUCAGCGCUCCCUGAUACUCGUGCAGGACCUAAGACAGCGAAGAAGACGAAGAAGAAGAAGAAGUCAUUGGAGUCCUUUUCCAUCCCGCCAGAACCCAGAGACAUGGAGCUUUUCGAGACCAACCCAUACUUCUUUCAGGACCAGCGCUUCUACGAGGGGGGGGACAACUACUUCCCGGGUGCCCGGAUGCCGGGGGGGUUUGAUCAGGGGGGGUACCAGGAGCGGGGCUCCAUGAUGGGGCUGUGCGGGGAUGGCCGGCUGCUGUCGGGCGUGGUGGGGGGGCUGGAGGAUAAGGCAUCCCCCUCCGCGGGCCUGGGGGUCCCCCUGUCGCCCCACCAGGAGCAGCCCCACUGCCCCGGCCAAUGCCUGCCCUGGGCCUGCAAGGUGUGCAAGCGCAAGUCGGUGACGAUGGACCGGCGCAAGGCGGCCACGAUGCGGGAGAAGCGGCGGCUGAAGAAGGUCAACGAGGCCUUCGAGGCGCUGAAGCGCAGCACGCUCAUGAACCCCAACCAGCGCCUGCCCAAGGUGGAGAUCCUGCGCAGCGCCAUCCAGUACAUCGAGCGCCUCCAGGCGCUGGUCAGCUCGCUCAACCAGCAGGACCACGACCAGACCGGCGGCCUGCACUACCGCGCCGCACAGCCACCCAGGGUGUCCUCGUCUAGCGACCAGGGGUCGGGCAGCACCUGCUGCAGCAGCCCGGAGUGGAGCAGCGCCUCGGACCACUGUGCCACCGCGUACACCACCAGCCACGAGGACCUGCUGCAUGAGGACUCGUCAGAGCAGACGAACCUGCGCUCUCUCACUUCCAUCGUUGACAGCAUCACGGACGCCAACACCACUCCCAUUUCCUACCCGCUCGACAUUUCCAAAUAAACCACACGCCACGGGGGGGUGGGGGGGUCAGUCGUAGGGUUAGAGGACCACCACCACUACACCCCUCCUCAAACACACCCAUCCAUCCCAAACAGCAGUACUGCCUAGCGACAUGGGAGGGAGCCAAUGACGAACCUUCAACAUCCAGCCAAUGAGCCGGCGAUAUUUCCAAGCAAACCUUGUGGUCCAUAUAUUUUUUUUCUUCCAAAAGUUGAUCUUUUCUCUUGGGGAGAGUAGGAAAGAGAUGUGUAGAGCUGGAUGAUUUUUUUCCAACCCCAACUUAAUGCAGAUCUGUGUUUUCCUUUUUUAAAAACACUUGUUUUCGUGUUUUUUUUUUCAUUUUAUGUGUGUGUGUGUGUUAUGCUUACCAAAAAGGGGUAAUUUGCGGGGCCAAUACCUUAUUCAGCAGUUUUGACCAAUUUCUGCUUAACUGGACACUAGUCCUGAACUAUUGAUGUAAAUACGUUCCUUUUUCUACAGAGUGGUUUUGCCAUUUUAUUUUGUAUUUGUUGUUUUGCUAAGUUAUUUGGACUUUUAUAAGAAAGAUUGUUGUGUAUUUCUGUAUUUGUUUUCAUUAAGAGAAAAAAUAAAUUAUUGCAAAUAACUUUUAUGUAAAACUUCUGUCAAUUGCACACA